CUGCAUUUUAGCCCAUAGGUAGACAGAGAGAGAAGUCGAUCGAUCGAAAGAUGAAGAUCAUUUGCCACCUCCCACUACUGCUCCUACUCCCUCUGUUCUUCGCAACUACAGGUUAUGGAGACUCCUCCACUGAAAAUUUGUGUGUAUAUAACCUAUAUAUAAGAACAGGCUCCAUCUUCAAAGCCGGGACGGACUCCAAGAUCAGCGUGACUCUGGGAGAUGCACAGGGUCGGUCCGUACAGAUCCCAAACAUCGAAUCAUGGGGGCUAAUGGGUCCGAACUACGACUACUUCGAGCGCGGCAACCUAGACAUCUUCAGUGGCCGCGGCCCCUGCAUAGCCUCGCCCAUCUGCCGGCUCAACUUGACGUCUGACGGCUCAGGGCCUCACCAUGGCUGGUACUGCGAGUACUUGGAGGUCACUUCCACUGGCCCCCAUAAGGAAUGUUCUCAGACUAUCUUCUACGUGGACCAGUGGCUCGCCGAUGAUGCUCCUCCUUACAAGCUUUCCGCCAUUCUUGAUGGGUGUAGAGAUCUGGAUGGUUUGAAGAAAAGCAAUGGGCGUCUUGUUGUUGGGCUCCCGGAAAGAUCGGUUGUAUGAUGAGAUUUCUUCUCUUGAUUAAGAGUUAUAUGGCGUUGGAUUGAGUAGUGAUGUAAGAAUUUCUCAUUGGCAAUUUUCAAUCUUUUUAAAAUCGGUUAUAAUGUUUUUUAAGUUCAAUGUUUAAAUAAGUACAAAUAUAUUAAAUAGAUUACAGCUGGCUGAAGAUUAGUUAAAACUAUAAUCAUGUAAAAGAAUU
Carica papaya (papaya) is the source of this 795-nucleotide messenger RNA. Its product is annotated as PLAT domain-containing protein 3-like. Lineage: Eukaryota; Viridiplantae; Streptophyta; Magnoliopsida; Brassicales; Caricaceae. Gene Ontology annotation, molecular function: protein binding. The record is from RefSeq and is a predicted model, not a curated record.